Molecule: messenger RNA, 5472 nt
Organism: Penicillium expansum
Lineage: Eukaryota; Fungi; Ascomycota; Eurotiomycetes; Eurotiales; Aspergillaceae
Product: Mur ligase, C-terminal
Exons: 8
Coding region: 1-5472 (1823 amino acids)
Biological process (GO): tetrahydrofolylpolyglutamate biosynthetic process
Cellular component (GO): mitochondrion; cytoplasm; cytosol
Molecular function (GO): protein binding; ATP binding; tetrahydrofolylpolyglutamate synthase activity
Source: RefSeq, a predicted model, not a curated record
AUGGGCAUUCGCAGCCGUUACAAGAUAUGGAAAGAUGGAAAGUCUCCACACCAGGGGAACGUGGGGGUGAACGUCAAAUCGACAGACCCAGCCAAAACACCCGCAGUCUCCAACACAACCACCCCCAUCUCGUCCAGUGUCAAUUUCCGAUCACAAAAUUUUCAAACUCGUCAAUCAACCGAAAUCUCAAGGUCUACCUCACAUUCCCUCCUAACCACCCCUGAUGCCUCCGUUAAGCCCCCAGCCACGGAGGGGACUGAGGUGGACGGAGGCAGAUGCAAUACCUCGCAGAAUGACACGAGCUCGCUUUUCAUGCCUUCCAAAGACGACCCAGAGGACCUCUGGCAAUUGAGCUUUGAUGAACUUUCUCAAGAGGAGCAAGGACAGCUUCAAGCCUUCUUAACGCCCAGCCACGUGAUCGCUAAUGAACAAACCCAGAGUAUGAGCUUCAAAUGUACGGAUUUUGAAGAUCUCAUUGUAGUUACCCGGAAAAAACAGGACGGAUUAUCAGACAAAAUUUGGAAGUUCGAUUUUUAUGGACGCAAAAUUGUUCCAAGAGACUACACGGCGAGAGUCAUUACUUGUCUUACCACUGUCGGUGAUGCCAGUGUUCAACUCAUGCCCCAGCCGGCGAGUAUUGUCUGGCCGUUGGUAAAAGGCUUGAUGCAGGUCCCAGUCGACGCAGAUGAAGAGACUGCUGCGGUACUCAUGACGGCAGAUAUCCUUGUUCGGACUAUUCGCUGUGGAAAGACAUACGAAACCAUCUUCCGUGAAAAGAUCAAAAAUCAGCACACCAAUCUUUGGACUGACUUCCAAUCAGCCUUGUUGAAGUUAUAUGUUACAUCAUUGAGAUUCCUGGUUUAUGCCCUUCGACAAUGCGAUAAACGGACAGGUCGCCGGCUAGUCAAUGCUCUUCUGAACCCUUCAAAAGCACAGGAUCAGGUUUCAGAUUUGGAGAGUUGUCGUUCCCAUCUUCGUGAAGUUGUUCUGGAUUGUCGAAGCAAGAUCGAUGACGAUGUUGAUGCCACCGUCAUGGAGUUUUUGGAAAAGUUCUCCAUGUUCAAUUCAGUCAUCGAGCAACGUUUUGAUGAGCUUUUUGAGCGACUAGAUAGGCAAGAGGUGAUAGAAAUCCUUGACUGGAUUUCGCAGUAUAGGGAACUCGAUCGACAUCAUCUGAAAGCGGAGGCUCGGACACCCAAAACGUGCGGGUGGCUUUUAGAAAACUCAGUUUUCAAAGAGUGGGAGCAAAGUUCAUCACCGGCAGUCAUUUGGCUGCAGGGUCUCCCUGGUACUGGAAAAAGCUUUCUGACGUCUAGGGUUAUCGACGACCUUCGUGCGAAUUUACAUCCAGGUGAGGGGCUAGCCUUUUACUACUGUCAACGGAGCGGACAAACAUUUGAAGACCCAAGUGAUGUGAUUAGAGCCCUUUUUCGUCAGCUGGCAACCCCAGCCCACGAGUUUCAAGAGGAUGAAAUGCGAAAGGAUGUCCGAGACCUCUAUUCUCAAUCGAAGAGAAUGACCCAACCGUCACUUUCGAUCUGCAAGCAGCAAAUCAUCAAGUCGGUUAGCCAAUACAGCCAAACCACGAUUGUUCUGGACGCCCUUGACGAAUGUGCCGAGCCCAGAAAUGAGCUAUUUGACCUCAUUGAUUCCCUUGUUUCCCAAUCAGAGUAUCCAGUUAGGAUAUUUAUCUCCGCUCGCCCAGAGUCUGACAUUGAGGAACGCUUCCAUGAUGAACCCAUCAUCAAAACCGAGGUUCCUGAUGUGAAGGAAGAUAUAAAAAGCUUUAUUGACAAGAAAAUUGGCGAACUUCGUUGGAACUCUAAUACCGUGAAGUUCCGAGAAGAGGCCGUUGAAGCUCUGGUAGAGAAGAGCGACGGGAUCGAACAGCUCCUAGCCGCUAUCCGUCACGAUGAAAAUCAUAAUGAGCUCGAAGAAGUGAUUGAUAAAAACACGUUGUUGAGCCUCUGUAAGAACUUGCUUGUUUUCGAUCAGCCCUUGAACCGAUUCAGAUUCUGUCAUGCUUCCGUUUCGGAGUAUAUCGAAAAUGAACUGUGGAAUUCGCAAAGAGCCCACUGCUAUACUGCCAAAUCGUGCCUGCGCUUCCUAAUGCUUGCAUAUGGGGAACCGGCAGCUAGCACAGUCCCUAAAUCUGGAUACGAGGAGCUCAUGAUCACAACCCAGAAAGACCCCGAAUUGCAUGAGGAUUCAGUCAUUUUUUCAAGAGAUUAUCCGUUCCACUUCUAUUCCCGACACCAUUGGAUGCGCCAUAUUCAGCGCCAAGAGUAUAUUGCACUAGAGUCCAACGGAUUUGACUAUCCUUUGAAUGCUCUGCUUAGAGAGUUCCUGAGCUCACCAUCAAGAAGUGGACCUGUGUAUCAGGCAUGGCAUCAGGAUGUCUCAGACGAUGUGCGGCUUAUACGAGACACGGCUAUUUUCACCGAUUUCAGUACGCUCGAAGACAUUUCGCCGCCGACUCUGCCUAUCCUUGCAGUCUGUCGCUUUUCCUUCAAUACUAUACUCCAGGAUUGGUGGGAUAGAGACGACAUGUUUCUUACAUACUUCAACAAACAAAAUGAAACUCCUCUCAUUAUCGCCGUCAGAGCUGGUUGCAUUUCAAUUUGCGAAAAGCUUUUGAAUCGCCAAGCUUUCGUUGACCGUUCUGGUGAUCGUUCUAGUGCCCUUGCCACUGCGGCGUUUGAUGGAAAACUCGGUAUAGCCCGACUUUUGAUACAAAAAGGUGCUACAGUUGAUUUGGCUCUUCACGGAGAUUUUGGAAGCGCUCUGGCCACCGCAGUAUCUACUGGGAACCUUGACAUGGUUAGACUUCUGAUAGAAAACGGGGCAACGGUUGAUAUGCCACUUCAAGGAGAUUACCGAAGCGCCCUUGCUACUGCAGUAUCCUUUGGCGAUAGUCCUAUGAUCGAACUUUUACUCGAAAACCGGGCCAACGUUGAUCUGGAACUUCAAGGACACUGCGGGAGCGCCCUUUCCGUCGCAGUAUCUACUAGUAGACUUGAUAUCGUCAAACUUUUGAUAGAAAAAGGGGCUACCAUUGACAUGCCAAUGAAACGAGACUUCCAAGGAAACUUUGGAAGUGCCCUCGCUGCCGCAGCACAGCGUGGUCAGCUCCAGGUAGCUGAAUAUUUCAUUGAAAAAGGUGCAAAUAUUGAUCUCGAGCUUCCAGGAUUAUACGGAACCGCCUUGGCUGCUGCAGCUUGCGGUGGUGGACGUGCCAUGAUCGAGUUUCUGGUCAAUAAAGGGGCUACCGUUGAUAUGGAAUUUCAAGGGUCUUCCGGAAGCGCGCUCGCCCUGGCGGCAUUCACCGGGAACCUUUCUGGAGCCGAAUGUCUGAUAGAAAACGGGGCUACUGUUGAUUUAGCGCUUGAAGGAAAGUUUGGAAGUGCGCUCGCCGCUGCGGUUGCGGCAUCCCACGGAAAUAUUCCUGUGAUCGACCUUUUGAUUCGGAAAGGGGCCAAAGUCAAUAUGGCACUUCAUGGAUCAUACGGAAGCGCCCUUGCUACUGCGGCACGCAAAAGCCGGGUUCCAACGGCUGUUAUUCUGAUAGAAAACGGGGCCACUGUCAAUGCGGUGCUUCAAGGAGACUAUGGAAGCGCGCUCGCUGCUGCUGCAUGUAGUGGUAGCUUGCAAAUGACCGAAUAUUUGACACAAAAUGGGGCCACAGUUGAUAUGGUUCUUCCGGCUGGACACUUUGGGAGUGCACUUGCGGCGGCAGCAGCAGCAGGAUGGGUGGGGGUUGUCGAGUAUCUCGUGGAAACACGGGGGGCGGAUGUGAAUUUACCGUUGAUUGCUGGAAGUUAUGGGACUGCUUUGAACGCAGCCUCACAUUGGGGGCAGACAGAAUGUGUGAAGAUAUUGCUCGGUGCUGGGGCCAUUGUGAACCUCCAGAAGGACCAUUCCGGGUUCAGUAAUGCCCUCGAAGCAGCCCAAGCCGAGCCUUGCGAGGACUAUCACGAUUUUGAUCUGAUAACAAAUAAGAGAUGGGGCAGACGACGAGAUGCGGCACAAGUAGCCGCUGAUAAGCAUGUGAAUGCCCUCCAACUACUUACGGCGCAGCUCCGCACAGCUCGACCAAACGCUCCUGCGCAGAUCCCAACAUCACAGGGUGCAUCGACCCCUAGCGGCAAACAAACCACGAGAGGCAUCCCUAGUUUGGUCGGUAUGGAUGAGUGGUUGUGCGCUUUAGGACACUCAGAAGUUGACGUCAACGGGCUGAACAUAGUCCAUAUCGCUGGGACAAAAGGCAAAGGCAGUACCUGCGCUUUCACUAGCAGCUUUCUUCGGUCGCAUGGUUUACGGACGGGGUUCCCGAAGCAGAUCGGAUUAUAUACCUCCCCCGAUUUACAAUGUAUUAGGGAGAGAAUACAGAUCAACAACCAACCAAUAACUGAAGAACUCUUCACGCAAUACUUCUUCGAGGUUUGGGAAAGACUUUCCCGCGCAGAACUCGAAAGACGGCCCCGUUACCUCCAGCUUCUAGCUUUAUUAGCUUUUCAUACCUUUAUUAAGGAGGGUGUCGACGCGGCAAUUUUCGAAACACACCAUGGCGGAGAAUACGACGCUACGAACGUGAUCCAGAAGCCUAUCGCAACGGGGAUCACAUCUCUCGGGAUAGACCAUAUUAACCAGCUCGGGCCCACGAUUAAAGAUAUUGCCUGGCAUAAAGCUGGAAUCUUCAAACCCGCGGCACCUGCAUUCUCUGUACCACAGGAACUUGAUACUAUUCAGAUCUUAUACGACCGUGCCGCAGAAAGAAAGACGAAUUUAACGUUCGUUCCGAUCAACAGCUCCCUCCCUAUCAAUAAUAGGGUCCUGAGUGUCCCGGUUCAGCGGUUAAACUGCUCACUGGCACUUGAGCUAGCUAGGUCCUUUAUACAAAUUAAGGCACCUGAUCAAGUCCUGGACUCCGAUGACAUCUCGAAUGGCAUUGAAAAUUUCUCAUCGAUUGGGAGAUUUGAAGUCAUCGAAGAUGGAACGUCCAAGUGGUUCUUGGAUGGAGCUCAUAACACAUUGAGCAUCACGCAAGCGGCGGAGUGGUUUGCAAAGAACUCAAACUCCUCGGAUAUAUCAAAAUGUCGUGUCCUUAUCUUCAGUCACUUUUCAGAGGAGCGCGACGGAGUGGCCCUAGUGCAAUGUUUGGCUCAGUCCUUAUCAGAACAUGAUGCAAGACCGGACUACGUCAUCUUCACUACAUAUCACGAAAGAGAGGAUGGGACUACGCGUAUCGACAAAACUCUCAAAAUGCCUGAAACUGAAUUUCCUGACUUUUGUGCAAUCUACUCUUCACUCUGGGCAAAGUUUGACCCUAGCGCUGCAGUUUCAACCGAGUCAACUAUUGAGGCGGCAAUUAGGUCUGCAAAGCGAUUAGGUGCCGAGCGAGGUGGAAUGGAAGUCUUUGUGACGGGAAGCUUGCAUUUAGUCGGAGGGGCACUUUACUUUUUGCGGCCGUAG